Pygocentrus nattereri (red-bellied piranha) is the source of this 1972-nucleotide messenger RNA. RefSeq names its product homeobox B8a (gene hoxb8a). Bases 462 to 1202 code for a protein of 246 amino acids. Lineage: Eukaryota; Metazoa; Chordata; Actinopteri; Characiformes; Serrasalmidae. The record is from RefSeq and is a predicted model, not a curated record. The transcript has 2 exons. Gene Ontology annotation, molecular function: DNA-binding transcription factor activity, RNA polymerase II-specific; RNA polymerase II transcription regulatory region sequence-specific DNA binding. Gene Ontology annotation, biological process: regulation of transcription by RNA polymerase II. Gene Ontology annotation, cellular component: nucleus.
UUCUCUUUUACUCUCUUUUUCAUUCUCUCACUCUCUCCAUAUCAGAAGCGCGCAGAGCGGUGGCCGUGUGGGGACGCAAGAAGCCAAUGGAAUGAGGACUCGAUAAUAGAUGCAAAUGAUCGUGAAAGGACACAGCAAAAUAUGAAACAACUCAUUUGCAGCGGAGUAAAUCACAGAAAACUGUUUGAGAACUGGCUUCCUACACCGGGAUUGUGAUGCUGGAUCUCCUGAGCGGCGCGUUAUCAGUGGAAGCUGAACAGCUGUGGCUUUAAAGAGGCAGUUCAAAACAAGGUAUACAAACACAGGCCAUUCAUUGAUUGGAAAUCAGUGCCUAUUCUGGUAUUUCUUUGUUUUUUUUUUUGCUUCAGAAUCUGUCCCUGACUGACAAACUGACACAGUUGAACAAAAAACAACCUCCUGCACAACAACAAUAACAACAAAACAUCGACGGCAGAAAAAAGAUGAGCUCCUAUUUUGUCAAUUCACUCUUCUCCAAAUACAAAAGUGGAGAGUCGUUACGUCCCAAUUAUUACGAGUGCGGUUUUGCGCAGGACCUGGGGACUAGACCCACCGUCGUGUACGGUCCAGGCACCGGGGCAACUUUCCAGCAUGCGCCACAGAUCCAGGAGUUUUACCACCACGGCGCGUCCACGCUCUCCGCUGCUCCUUACCAGCAAAGUCCGUGCGCUGUCACUUGUCACGGCGAGCCGGGAAACUUCUAUGGCUACGAUGCUCUGCAAAGGCAAACUCUCUUCGGCGCCCAGGACGCCGACUUGGUCCAAUACAGCGACUGUAAAUUAGCCGCGGGAGGCAUCGGCGACGAGACGGACAACACGGAGCAGAGUCCGUCCCCCACGCAGCUGUUCCCUUGGAUGCGACCGCAAGUAGCUGCCGGACGCAGACGAGGCCGCCAGACCUACAGCCGCUACCAGACACUUGAGCUGGAGAAAGAGUUCCUCUUCAACCCCUACCUUACUCGCAAGCGGCGCAUCGAGGUGUCGCAUGCCUUAGGACUGACCGAGCGGCAGGUUAAAAUCUGGUUCCAAAACCGCCGCAUGAAAUGGAAAAAGGAGAACAACAAGGACAAGUUCCCCAGCAGUAAGUCAGAACAGGAGGCGAUUGAGAAGGAGAAGCGGGAGAAGGAGCAGGCGGCUGGAGCUCAGUCUGCAAGCGAAGACUGCGAGAAGUCUAAACAAAUAUAGAGUGGACGUGGAGGGGGGCAGACAGCAAUCAGAAGCGCGAAAUUAAAAAAGUAUAUUUAAAAAAGAGAGACAUUGAAAAGGCGGAGAGGGGUUUUGUUGAAUAGACACAGUCUACGACGGGUCAUUACAUGUUUCAAUCGAUGGAGGGAAAGAUGGUGGCGUAAAAGGACCCUAAAUCUAAUGUGUGACCACCGAACUUUAUGAUGACGAACGACAUGAAGCAUUUCUACGUUUUGUUUUUGUUUUUCUCUAAUGUUCAGAGAGUAGGCCUAUUGUAAACUAGCCUCCUUUCUUCGUGGAAUAAUUAUUGUGAAAACUCAGUUUCUAUUGUUAGGAUUUUGACAUUAACAAUUACCUUGGCAGCUGUAUAGUUCUUAAGUUAAAUGGUGCACUUUUAACUGUUCUCACUUAUAUGUUAUGAUGAUGACGUAGCGAUUAAUGACUUCCAACAACAUGAAACUGCCUAUUUAUGCCGUAGAAUAUCUUUUUACACCCCUUUAGUUUUCUCUCAGAUUGAUGGUAUUUUGUUGUCUUCCUUUCUUGGGUUAAGCAUGCGCACAGUGGAUAAAAAUAAAUAAAAAAGGAAAUAAAAAAAGAUGUCAUGUGACCCAUUGUUUACUGUGAAACAGAUUUUUGUACUGUACUCGUGAAUUGGUUCUUGGGAAUUUGACGAUAUGCUUUUAUUGUUCUUCAUCACUUUGUUCUCUUGUCUAAACCUGAAGAAGACGAAAAAAGUGGGCACAAUAAAGUUUACAAGCGAGAAUCCAUGA